AUGGAGUCAAGGACAAGAGAUAUGGUAUGUGAAAUCUGCCAGCGUGGGCAUCACCCGCAGAGGUUGCCGUUCUUCUGUGCGAUGGAUGCCCGCAACGCGCUGUAUGAAGGCCGCUUCGCCAAUGCUCGGGUCAUGAUAGAGAUGGAUGAGCUGGAACAGCGCGUGUCCAGCCUUUUGGGCAACAGUGCAUCAGAAACAGUGGCAUCUGGCUCGAGCCAAUCGCGCGCUCUUGUUGAGAACCGCGCAUCGGACGAGCGAAAAGCGAAGGCUCGUACAGAACAGAUUAUUGCAGCGGCAGAAAAGCUCCAGCAAGAAAUUGACGAUGCUAAGAGAGAGAUCGAGGAGCGCAAAGCUACGAUUGCCCUGCGAAAGGCUGAUCUCGCCACUGCUUCUCAGGGAGUUGCUGCGCGAAGAAACAGGGAGCUUGAAGAGACCAGGACAACCUCUAGGAAGAUCAAGUACCACUGGGAUCGAGAGCACGAGGCUACAGCACAGUAUCGCGCUGCUCUGUGCACAGAGGUUGCCAAGCUGUACAGAUUACAACGCGUCAAAAGAAGUAACCCUAAUCGAUAUGAAUACAAAAUAGGGGGUCUUGAAGUGGUGGACUUGCAUCAUUUGAAUAGUACAAGCCCCGAGCACAUCUCGGCCUCUCUUGGGCACAUCGCGCAUUUGCUGUGGUUGUCGUCCCACUACCUUGCUGUGAGACUUCCCGCCGAGAUUACAUUGCCGCACAAUGACUACCCAAGAGCCACAAUCUUCUCACUGGCAUCAUCGUAUCACCACGGGCAGGUCGGAUUUCCUGGAGCGUCCCCGUUACCGAUAGAUGCACUGGACCGUCAGUAUGGCCACGUACCACAUCCGCGACCCCUAUUUCUGGACAAGCCCCUUUCCUCGUUUUCCAAAGAUGAGUCAAAUAACUACACGGCAUUUCUGGAGGGCAUCUGUCUUCUUGCGUAUAACAUCGUCUGGCUAUGCCGGACACAAGGGAUUCCUGUCGGCGACAACAGCAACAGUUUCGAUGAUUUUAUGUACAUGGGGCGGAAUCUAUGGAGCUUGCUUAUUGGUUCUUCCCUACAAAGGAGUCAACCUGUCCAACCACUUAUUGGUGCAAACGCGCCCUCUCCUACACGCACUGGUAAUACCCCAGGCCUUGCUGAAAAUGAUGAUCUCACCAAGGCUGCGCCAAAGAUGGGACGCUGGUCUCACGGUGCAGCACACACGUCACUUAGCAGGGCAGACGGACAGGAAUUCACCAAGGCAUUCAAGCUUCCCAAUCCCAUUAAAUUAGCCGAUAAACUUAAGGCACGUCUCGCACAAGACGCACCUAUACCUGAGUGGGAGAUGGUUGAAGACGACGAGUUCGCGCCAAACGACCUCAAUGAUGGCGUGUUAGUUGGGAAUACGCCGCAAUCCCGAGCUACAGCGCCACGGUUUGGCAACGAAAGCUACAUGAGCGUGCACACCGUUAGAAGCCAUGGUUCGGGCGAUGCGAGAACCUCCUUGGCGGCUAUUAACGGAGUAGCUGGGCAAGAAAAAGAAAGAAGCUCAAACGGCUGGACGAAAGUCAAGCCUAGAUGA
Molecule: messenger RNA, 1578 nt
Organism: Truncatella angustata
Lineage: Eukaryota; Fungi; Ascomycota; Sordariomycetes; Amphisphaeriales; Sporocadaceae
Product: UV radiation resistance protein and autophagy-related subunit 14-domain-containing protein
Exons: 2
Coding region: 1-1578 (525 amino acids)
Biological process (GO): SNARE complex assembly
Cellular component (GO): lytic vacuole; endosome
Molecular function (GO): SNARE binding
Source: RefSeq, a predicted model, not a curated record